GAGGGGGCUCGCGCUGCCUUUUCCCGCGCGGCGGGGCGCGAGGCUGCGGACGGCCCCGCCCGCCAACAGCGACUUCCGGUUUAUUCAAGAUGCUGUGUCCUCCACUCCUGUGUGUAUUUCUGCUUAUGGUACCUGGUUGGGCUCAGGAUGAUGAAUGGAUUGAUCCCACAGAUAUGCUUAACUAUGAUGCUGCUUCUGGAACGAUGAGAAAAGCUUCACAGAUGAAUGCUGUUCCACCAGAAAAAGAGAUGGAAAUGAGUGUGGCUCCUUCCCACAAAUCAUGUGACGACGAAGUAUCAGAAUGUUAUACCAGACUUGCUUCCUUAAAUCAAAAGAUGAACAACUGCGAGAAGAAAAUGAUGGGCGAUCAUGAAAGCCAGCGCGAUUCUGUUUUUAGAAGAUACUUGAAUAAAGUUUUAAAUGAAGCUGGAAGACUUGGACUUCCUACCGAGGAUAGCGGCGCUAUGCAUUACGAUGCUGAGAUUAUCCUUACAAGACAAACAGUGAUAGAAAUCCAAAAGUUUCUCAGUGGAGAAGAUUGGAAAUCGGGAGCUCUGGAUGAUGCAUUAAGCGAUAUCCUCAUUAAUUUUAAAAGCCAUAAUUUUGAAGUUUGGAAAUGGCGCUUUGAGGACACCUUUGGAGUGGAUCCUUAUAACGUAUUCAUGGUUCUUCUGUGUUUGGUGUGCGUUGUUGUAAUAAUAGCUACUGAGUUAUGGACACACGUGCGGUGGUAUACUCAGUUUAAACGGAUUUUAUUCAUCAGUUUCCUGAUCAGCUUUGGAUGGAACUGGAUGUAUUUAUAUAAGGUAGCUUUUGCUCAGCAUCAAGCUGAAGUUGCCAAGAUGGAACCAUUGAAUGAUGUGUGUGCUGAGAUGAACUGGAGUGGAAGUCUUUUUGAGUGGAUUCGAAGUUCAUGGACAUUUCAGGAUGACCCUUGCCAGAAGUACUACGAGUUGUUAUUAGUAAACCCAAUUUGGCUGGUUCCACCAACAAAGGCACUGGCUGUCACAUUUACUAACUUUGUUACGGAGCCGCUGAAGCAUAUAGGACAAGGCACUGGAGAAUUUAUUAAAGCACUCAUGAAGGAAGUACCAAUGUUGCUUCAGAUUCCAGUGUUAAUCAUGAUGGCUUUGGCCGUGCUGGGUUUCUGUUUUGGGGUAGGAAGAACAUCAGGUGACACCAUCAGAUACCUAAGAGGUCCAGAAAGAGAGCCCCCCUGGGCGCUGCAGCCAGGCCACAGCAGGCGGAGGGAGGAAAUUGCUUACGAGCGCCGAGGCGCCGGCGGGGAUGCCGGAGACCUCUAUGUUGAGGAACGACCCGCCCGCAGAGCAGACGACUAUCGAGGCGGUGAUGCUCCUACAGACAGGGACGCCCAGCGGAGAUUUCGCAGCCGCGGGAGGAGCCCCGAAGUGUUGCGAGCCGGGGACGUCUCAGACGGACGAGGAGAACGGCUCCCCGAGGGAGAGCCCGGCAUGCCGAAACAGAGUCAGAAAAGAUAUGAGGAUUUUCCACCCAAAGAAGUGCAAAAAGAGGACAGUUUGGACAUAUCGAUGCCAAAACAGAGUCAGAAAAAAUAUGAGGAUUUUCCACCCAAAGAAGUGCAAAAAGAGAACAGUUUGGGCAUAUCGCCUAAGUCACCUGUUGUAGCUGCAGGGCAGAAGGAGAGUCUGGAAGCCCCAGGAAGCCGCGUGGAGCCAAUCCAGCCCGGAAAGCCUCGGUCGCUAGGCAGCCCCGGAGAGGAGCCCGAGGCCCGGCCCGGAGCGGAAGCCAAAAACGGCAGCCUCGGUGGAUCGGGCGGAUCUGCAAUUCAGGAAAACAGCCAGCUGGCCCAGCGGGUGACACAGACGCAGGAAGAAACCGUGAGAUCUACUGUCACUUUUUCUGCCCUCUGCCUUUAACACAUCACGUUGCUCCGGGCAACUGCCAAAUCUCGCAGUGGGGUUUUGGGUGACUUAACUGAAACCCUCCUAGUGAAGAGCUGAACGUUGUCAGGGCCGGGGCCAACUCUUUCAGGCUCUAUUUCUUUUCCUUUCUCUGCUUCUUGUUGGGUAGCGCUCACCCUGAGGAUUUUCCACAUUUCUUUUGUAUUAGGACUAAGACCAAGCAAGGCCCGAGAACAUGUCACGGACACCCUCUGAUUUUCAGCCGCUCCUCCCGUCGAUGCCAGCGUGCCACGUUCAGUCUCUUCUCCUUUUGUGAGGAAACUCUAGUCUGGAGUGGAAAUUUCCUCUCCCUCCCGGGGUCUGCCUGCCCCUCUCUGUAAUGCCCCGGAACAGGACGCUAAAUAAACAAGUUUAGUUACUU
Tachyglossus aculeatus (Australian echidna) is the source of this 2304-nucleotide messenger RNA. It is a transcript of the gene CLCC1, whose product is annotated as chloride channel CLIC like 1. The transcript has 13 exons. Gene Ontology annotation, cellular component: membrane; endoplasmic reticulum. Lineage: Eukaryota; Metazoa; Chordata; Mammalia; Monotremata; Tachyglossidae. Bases 90 to 1898 code for a protein of 602 amino acids. The record is from RefSeq and is a predicted model, not a curated record. Gene Ontology annotation, molecular function: chloride channel activity.